AUAGCACAUGAUUCAGCCUCCUACCACGGACCACUUUCUCUCGACUCUCUUUCGCUUUCUCUGCAUUUUAAAUAAGAAAGAAAAAAAAUAAGAACUUUCUUUUUAUCUCACCAAUCCCAAGAAUCCGUCCUUAAAAAAACAUUGGGAUUUCCAUGUUCUUGUAGUAGCUAAGAUUAUGUUACAGUUUCUGGAUUGAUUUUUCUUUUGGGAUUAACAAGGAAAAAACUAAUGUCUACAAUUAGGUGCAUGACAAUCAGGUCGAGGUCCCACCGGGUGGUGCAGGACGGGUCGUUGCCGGCCCUGGAGGUGGAGGAGUGGCAUGGAGGGGAUACGUCUUGCUGGGCUAACAUGCCACAGGAGCUCUUAAGAGAGGUCCUAUUGAGAAUAGAAGCAUCAGAAAGCAGCUGGCCACCCAGAAAAAGCGUGGUGGCUUGUGCUGGUGUUUGCAGGACCUGGAGACACAUCACUAAAGAUUUAGUUAAAGUCCCUGAACUUUCCGGCAGGCUUACUUUCCCCAUCUCUGUCAAGCAGCCUGGUCCAAGGGAUUUUCUCCUCCAGUGCUUUAUAAAGCGGUGCCGGUCCACUCAGACAUAUUAUCUUUACCUCAGUUUAACUAAUGCACUAGCCGAGGAUGGAAAGUUCCUUCUUGCUGCACGCAAGUGUAGACGCCCUACCUUCACUGAUUAUAUCAUCUCUCUAGAUGCUGACAAUGUGUCGAAGGGAAGUAGUAGUUAUGUUGGGAAGCUAAGGUAUCAUACGCAUUCCACACAGAAUAGGCCUUUUGUUUUUGUUCUCUUAUUUGCUAAAAUUUUUAACAUCUUUGUCUUAUUUUCGGCAAGAUCAAAUUUUUUGGGAACCAAGUUCACAGUCUUUGAUGGACAGCCACCUCAUACUGGGGCCAAGAUGAUGAAAAGUCGCUCCACUAAGCUAGUAAAUUUGAAACAAGUUUCACCUAGGGUUCCUGCUGGCAACUAUCCUGUAGCUCACAUCUCAUAUGAACUGAAUGUGUUGGGUUCCCGGGGUCCAAGGAGAAUGCAGUGCAUUAUGGAUGCUAUCCCUUCCACUUCUAUUGAACCUGGUGGAGUAGCCCCCACACAGACAGAGUUUUCUCAUCACAAUGUAGAUUUAUUUCCAUCACCUCCAUUAUUACGUUCAAAAUCAAAUCGUACAGAGAAUUUUCUUUCAGGACCUUUGCCCAGUCAGAAAGAUGGAGCACUAGUACUGAAAAACAAGGCUCCAAGGUGGCAUGAGCAGCUUCACUGUUGGUGUUUGAACUUCCAUGGUCGAGUAACGAUUGCUUCGGUUAAAAACUUUCAGCUGGUUGCUUCCCCAGAAAAUGGACCUGCUGGUCCAGAACAUCAGAAGAUCAUCCUCCAGUUUGGGAAAGUGGGAAAGGAUUUGUUUACUAUGGAUUACCGAUACCCAAUCUCUGCAUUCCAAGCAUUUGCAAUUUGCGUCAGCAGCUUUGACACCAAGAUUGCUUGUGAAUAAUGGCAUAUGAUCAAACAGGUAUGGAGUCUCUUAUUGUGCAUCUAAAGCUCCUAGAAUUAAAUAGGGACAUGGGUGAAUCUGGGUCCGAACUGGCAGUUUUGGUCCGUGGAGGGGAGGCUAGACUAUAGAGGGUCGGUUUUGGUUUUGGUUCUGGUUCCUAAUUGAUCCAGGUUGAGUCAUUCCAACAGUUGAUUUCUUUUCUUUUUUUUUGUAAAAAGGCUGGUUUGAACUAGACCUCUGAUUUCAACUAGGGAUAGCAAAGAAUUGGAUACUUGACCCGAUUUGACUUUAAUCGGACUAGUUCAAGUUGUGUAUUAUUUGGUUUGGAAUGGGUUCUAGUUUGAUAAUUAGUAUGUGAUAAGUUCAGAUUUUAUAUAUUGAAUCAGAAUACUUGUUAUUCGAA
This is a messenger RNA of Hevea brasiliensis (rubber tree), 1894 nucleotides long. RefSeq names its product tubby-like F-box protein 3. Bases 229 to 1491 code for a protein of 420 amino acids. The record is from RefSeq and is a predicted model, not a curated record. Gene Ontology annotation, molecular function: protein binding. Lineage: Eukaryota; Viridiplantae; Streptophyta; Magnoliopsida; Malpighiales; Euphorbiaceae. The transcript has 4 exons.